Molecule: messenger RNA, 496 nt
Organism: Solanum tuberosum (potato)
Lineage: Eukaryota; Viridiplantae; Streptophyta; Magnoliopsida; Solanales; Solanaceae
Product: 50S ribosomal protein L33-like
Exons: 2
Coding region: 102-284 (60 amino acids)
Biological process (GO): translation
Cellular component (GO): ribosome; large ribosomal subunit
Molecular function (GO): structural constituent of ribosome
Source: RefSeq, a predicted model, not a curated record
CGCCAUUGCUUUAGGGGUUGAGCUGUCUUUGUACAGAAGUGUGUUUGUUUAGCUGAUACAAUGAUGAACUUUUUUAAUGUUGUCUCUUACCAAAUUAGCUAAUGGGUGACAAGAAGAAGGCUGGUGCUCUAUUCGUGAGGCUUGUUUCAACUGCUGGAACUGGAUUUUUCUAUGUGAAGAAGAAGACCAAAACACUUGUAACGAAUCAGACGAAGCUUGAAUUUAGAAAGUUUGAUCCUCGUGUGAAUUGUCAUGUUCUGUUCAAGGAAGAAAAGAUGAAGUGAUGCAAACGCCAAACUUUUUGCCAAAUCCUCUUUUUAACGGUUAGCUUUCAUUUUUGCAGCAGGCAGUUGUGAAAUUAGACAAUAGGACCUUUUGCUCACUUGUGCUACCACAAUAAAGUUUGUUUGUUUAGUUCUGUCAAUGCAAUUCUCUGAAAUCGUUCGUGAUCAUGUUGAAUGAAACAUAUAUAGUUGUAGAAGAGUGAAUUUUUGAA